Molecule: messenger RNA, 1088 nt
Organism: Carassius auratus (goldfish)
Lineage: Eukaryota; Metazoa; Chordata; Actinopteri; Cypriniformes; Cyprinidae
Exons: 6
Coding region: 1-681 (226 amino acids)
Source: RefSeq, a predicted model, not a curated record
AUGGUUUAUGGGGACAAAGAAGUAGUGUAUGGGGAGAACCAAGCUCUGAGGGAAAGCACUGCACGAGCAGCUUCGGAUGACAGCGGCUCACUUCAAGAGCAGGUGAAGCAAGUUGGGACAAUGUUGAAGACGUUUGCUCGCACUGGGCAAUCAGGUGCAGAUCAGACCUUAAUGCUGCGACGUCUUGGAGAGUUUGGCGAUGUUGUGCGUAGCAUGGACAACAAAAUGGACACUAUGCUGCAACAUUUCUGUGCCAAUGUGUCUGUUGGAGAGUUAUCCCUGCCAGGGGAUCUGUUACUCCCCCUAGACACCCAGGAAGAUUUGGCGUUGCUUGACAACAGUUUGAGGCAGGAUAAAGAGCUCCAGGAACGAUUUCUUCGGUUUUUGGCAAUCAAAUGUGGGAGGGACCUAAAGACAACCGUCUGGCGGAUGCUUCAAAGUAUCUUCUCUAAUCACCUUUCCAUCAAUACAACCUGGACUGGAGUUGGGGAUAAAGCAUGUUUUAGAGACAUGUUCCUGAAGACCAUUGUUCAAAGAGCCAUCCGGAAGAACCCGGCAACACAGGAUGCCACUGAUGAAGCCAUCCAGGUUAACGUUACGCGUUACCUGAAAGGAGCAUCUGACCGUGAAGGCGGAAAAAGGCGCCGCACAGCUGAGAGGGACCCACAGCCGACCCCUUAAACCUAGGCUGACUACUGACAUCCCAGCAUCACUGACAACUGGAACCCUUUCUUUAUCCUGCAGUCAGUAACAUCAAGACCCCUAAAGAAGCCAGAAGUGUCAGACUGCACUCCCCAAUCCACACUGUUCACUGUGGAUAUUAUCAUAGUGCUUAACUUAUUAUAUUGUUAAUAUAGCUUGUAAAUCCUUGUGCCACAGGUCAGCAUUGCAGUUAUAUCUGUUCUACUACUUUUUUUACCUCAGUAUUUUUUAUAUAUAUUUGAAGAUGUUUAUCACAGAUACAAGAGACAUCUUGUACCCCAGGUCAGCAAUGCCAUUAUAAUGGUCUAUUCUACUCCAGAGCUUUAUUCUAAAUUAUUACCACUUAUCUUAUUGUUAGAAAUGGCUUGUAAAUGUGAUGUUAUACC